GUUACAUGGCGCGGCGCUGAGGGACCGCCGGCGGCACAGCGCGACGAGGAGGAGGCGCCGCCAGCUCUGCCCCGGACUUAAAAUGGCAGCAGAAGAUUCCUAUAUUAUGGGAGUAAAUGAUCCCCAAAUGUUUGCAGUGGAUCAGUUCAUGGGAAUGAAUGCUUUAUUUAACAGUACCAAUUACAUCACUGCAGACUUACCACUACGAACAGCAGAUGGACCGUAUCUUCAAAUCAUAGAACAGCCAAAACAGAGGGGAUUUCGUUUCCGAUACGUGUGUGAAGGGCCUUCGCACGGUGGACUUCCUGGUGCUUCUAGUGAAAAGAACAAAAAAUCAUACCCUCAGGUCAAAAUCUGCAAUUAUGUUGGACCUGCAAAAGUAAUUGUCCAGUUAGUAACUAACGGGAAAUAUGUCCACUUGCACGCUCACAGCCUGGUGGGUAAAUUCUGUGAAGAUGGAGUGUGCACGGUUCUCGCAGGACCCAAGGACAUGGUUGUUGGGUUUGCAAAUCUUGGAAUACUUCAUGUCACGAAGAAGAAAGUGUUUGAAACUCUGGAAACACGCAUGAUAGAUGCUUGCAAGAAGGGAUACAACCCAGGACUCCUGGUGCAUCCAGAACUCAGCUAUCUUCAGGCAGAAGGCUGUGAAGACAGGCAGCUAACUGAACGGGAGAGGGAAAUCAUCCGCCAGGCAGCCAUCCAGCAGACCAAGGAGAUGGAUCUCAGCGUGGUGCGGCUCAUGUUCACGGCCUUCCUUCCCGACAGCAACGGCAGCUUCACGCGCAAGCUGGAUCCCGUCAUAUCCGAUGCAAUAUAUGACAGCAAAGCUCCCAAUGCCUCCAACCUAAAAAUUGUAAGAAUGGACAGAACAGCAGGGUGUGUGACAGGAGGGGAAGAGAUUUACCUGCUCUGUGACAAGGUUCAGAAAGAUGAUAUUCAGAUACGUUUCUAUGAAGAGGAUGAGAAUGGUGGUAUGUGGGAAGGCUUUGGAGAUUUCUCUCCUACAGAUGUACAUAGACAGUUUGCUAUUGUGUUCAAAACACCCAAAUACCGAGAUGUCAAUAUCACAAAGCCAGCAUCUGUAUUUGUACAACUGCGUAGGAAAUCUGAUCUAGAAACAAGCGAACCAAAGCCUUUUCUCUACUAUCCAGAAAUCAAAGAUAAAGAAGAAGUGCAAAGGAAACGGCAGAAGCUCAUGCCCAACUUCUCCGAUGGCUAUGGUGGGGGCAGUGGCACUGGAGGUGGUGGCAUGUAUGGAGGGGCAGGUGGUGGUGCUGGCUCUGGGUUCAGUUUUCCUUCAUAUGGAUACUCUGCUUUUGGAGGGAUGCAUUUCCCUGGCGCAACCAAGUCCAAUGCUGGCAUGAAACAUGAAGGUCUAUCAAAUUGCACAGCUGAACAAGACAGAAAGAGCUGUGAUAAACAAAAUGACCAAUGGGGCAUGAAAUGUGAUGUGAAGAUGGAAGCUGUGGAGAGCACUGAGAGCAGAACAUCUGCUGUUCAUAAGAAAAAGGAGGAUUCUGGUUUUUCCUGUAAGACUGAAGUGAGCGAAGCAGAUUGCAGGUGGCAGGAUGCCCUGUUCCUGGAGAAGGCCCUGCAGCUUGCCAGGCGCCACUGCAACGCUCUCUUCGAUUACGCCGUAACCGGAGACGUGAAGAUGCUGCUGGCGGCUCAGCGCCAUCUCACCGCUGUCCAGGAUGACAACGGGGACAAUGUCCUUCAUUUAGCAAUUAUCCACCUUCACACUGAGCUGGUGAAAAACCUCUUGGAAGUGAUGCCCCGUUUGAAUUACAAUAACAUCAUUAACAUGAGAAAUGACCUCUAUCAGACCCCCCUGCACCUGGCAGUAAUCACAAAGCAGGCAAAGGUGGUGGAAGACUUGCUGAAGGCUGGAGCAGAUGUCAGCCUUCUGGAUCGCCAUGGCAAUUCUGUCUUACAUUUAGCUGCUACUGAAGGAGAUGACAAGAUUUUGAGUCUACUCCUCAGGCACGAGAAGGUAUCUCCCAUGGUCAACCUCCCCAAUGCUGAAGGUCUCAGUGCAAUUCACAUGGUGGUGAUGGCAAAUAGCAUGUCCUGCCUCAAACAGCUGAUUGCUGCUGGAGUUAACGUCAAUGCUCAGGAACAAAAAUCUGGACGAACUGCAUUGCAUUUGGCUGUUGAACAAGAGAACAUCCCCUUGGCAGGCUGCCUUUUGCUUGAGGGUGAUGCAGAUGUGGACAGCACUACAUAUGAUGGGACAACUCCACUUCACAUCGCAGCUGGAAGGGGCUCCACAAAAUUGGCAGCAGUUCUCAAAGCAGCAGGUGCCAAUCCUCACAUUGAGAACUUUGAGCCAUUGUUUGAUCUAGACUCUGUGAAAGAUGAUGAUGAUGAUGAUGAUGAAGGGAUUGUGCCUGGAACAACACCACUGGAUAUGGCAGCCACGUCUGAGGUGUAUGACAUAUUAAAUGGCAAACCCUAUGAGUCAGCAGAGGUUUUGGAGGACUUACUCACACAAGGACAUUUGAGAGAGCUGAAUGAGAAUUCCAAGAUGCAGCUUUACAAACUAUUGGAAUUGCCUGAUCCAACCAAAAACUGGUCCAUCCUAGCACAAAAACUGGGUCUUGGCAUACUUAAUAAUGCCUUCAGGUUGAGCCCUUCCCCAUCGAAGACCCUGCUGGAUAACUAUGAGGUGUCUGGUGGUACAGUUCAAGAGCUGAUCGCUGCUUUGAGACAGAUGGAUCACACAGAAGCCAUAGAAAUAAUUCAGGAAGCACUGUCCAUCUCACACAGACCGCCUCCCCUGGAGGACAGCACAGCAAAAUCUCUUCCAUUAUCAUCACCACUCACCUUUGCAAAUGGAGAGACAGGUGAGCUCUACAACAGCAGAUUCCAAGACCCUGAAAGUGUGUGUGACAGUGGUGUGGAGACCUCCUUCCGCAAGCUGAGCUUCACCUACUCAGACUCUCUGAGCAGCAAGUCCUCACUAACACUUGGCAAAAUGGCCCUGGGCUGUGGACAUCAAAGCUCAGGGCAAAGCAAUUACAUAGCUGACUAGUAAUCUUCAGUUGGCAAGAUGCAGUUCCAGGAAGAAAUGGGACAUUUCAAAUUACAUCAGUGUCAUCCUGGCCAGAGGGAAGGGAGCUCACAACCAAAAGUACACUGGAAGAAUCUCACCUGAACAAAUGGCAACUGCAGCAUGUGACUCCUAGCCACUGCUUCCCUCCUCAAGUACAUUUAAUUGUGUUCAUUUACAAGCCAUUUACAACAACCAGGGCUCCACUGCUGCAAUAAUACACAGGUCUGGAUGCUGUCAAAGACUUACUGAACUUCCCUGGUCUGUGAGGAUUUUCUUUUACAGAUGAAAAAGAAGUUGUUAAUGCAUAAUACAAACUUACUAAAGAGGUUAAGCCAGGAGCAAUCAGAGGAUACAGGUUCUAGCUGCUCUCUUCAUAAUUUUUGCAGCACAGUUGCAUGCAAACAGCUUAUAAAAUAGCUGGCAAAGAAAAAUCAUUACUUUAAUCACAACAGAGACAACUUAGCGAAAAAAGAGAAUCCUAAAAGAAUCUUGUAUAUUUCAAAUAAUGUAUUUAAACUUAACUUUGGUGCCUCCUAUUCAAAAAUUUUUCAAGUUUGGCAUUUUCCUACUUGUAAAUAGUUUUUUUUAUAUCUGUUCCUUUUUGAAAAAGCGUGCUUUUUAAAUGCUUAUUUUUAUUUUACUUUUAUAAUAAAACCCCAAAAUUAAUGCUCCUGUCUGUGCCUGCUGUGAUUCUUACAUUACUUUUCAAGUAGAGGUAUUGAAGAUUUAGCAUCUCUAUUUUAGGCAUCGAUACAAGAUCAUGCUGAUUUCCAAGCACUAAAAUGAAAGGUUGCAAGCCACCUGUCUUAAGCCUGACGUAUCUUUUAUGGAGGGAGAGCAGGACCAUCAGCUACUGCUGAGCAUCUGUACUUUGAGAUUAAGGCCUCUUCUUUUAGUUCUUAUUAUGGCAGCAGAGAAUCAUUUACACUGAAACCAACUAUUUAGUGUUUCAGCAAAUUUCUGAUGAGACAGCUCUCCUUUGGGCUAUCUAGAAUCUCCUGUAGUAACUGUGCUCAUGAGCAGUGUUUCUUCUUGUCUGACAUCAAUUCUGAGAUGGUGAGUGUCCUGUUAUUGAUGUUGGCACAACUAAACAGAACAGGCAUCAGAGUUCAUGAUAAAAAAAAACAGGAGGGGCACUGUACCACUGUCACUUACCUCUAGCCAACUUUUUUGGCACAAAGAAGGAGCGUUGACAGGGUGGUUCUUGGCUCAGCUCAGUCUUCAGUAAC
Melospiza georgiana is the source of this 4284-nucleotide messenger RNA. It is a transcript of the gene NFKB1, whose product is annotated as nuclear factor kappa B subunit 1. The transcript is spliced from 24 exons. Bases 83 to 3034 code for a protein of 983 amino acids. Gene Ontology annotation, cellular component: cytoplasm. Lineage: Eukaryota; Metazoa; Chordata; Aves; Passeriformes; Passerellidae. Gene Ontology annotation, molecular function: RNA polymerase II cis-regulatory region sequence-specific DNA binding; protein binding; DNA-binding transcription factor activity, RNA polymerase II-specific. The record is from RefSeq and is a predicted model, not a curated record. Gene Ontology annotation, biological process: innate immune response; cellular response to stress; inflammatory response.